Molecule: messenger RNA, 672 nt
Organism: Aaosphaeria arxii CBS 175.79
Lineage: Eukaryota; Fungi; Ascomycota; Dothideomycetes; Pleosporales
Product: DUF1761-domain-containing protein
Exons: 2
Coding region: 1-672 (223 amino acids)
Source: RefSeq, a predicted model, not a curated record
AUGGCCACUCUCCACUGUACGUUUCUCCAGCCCAUCCAUUACAUCACGUUGCCCCUCUUGUCUCCGCGUGAAAUUGCUCCUUCUCCGUGCAUAGCCGAUGAAAGGAAAAGGUGGUGCACCACAGAGGAAGAGAAAGGAAUUUUUCUACUGAUCAACUCUACUCUUCAUCUACUCGCACAUCCUCAUCUAUACCCAAUUGCAAUUCCAAAAUACUUACAUCAACCUCCUACAGACCUCCCCCCCGUUAAGCCCUCGGCCAUCGCCCUUGGAACGGCUUUCAACCACGCUGUCUCCCUCGCUGUCCUCGGCCCCGUCUUCGGUGACGCCUACCGCCGCGCCCAGCAGGCUAACACCAAGGAAGAGUACUUCCACUCUAAGGAGGCUGCCACUGCUGCUGCUUCCUGGGGAAGCUCCGUCGUCGGAUCUGCCAUCCAGUCCUACGGUGUUGGUGCUCUUAUCAACGCUACCGGCACCUUGACCUACAAGGGCGCUGCUUACCUCGGUUCUUUGAUCUUCUUCGCCUCUGCUGCUCCUUCCAUCGUCUCCCAGGUCCUCACCGAGAAGCGUCCCCUUGACACUAUUGCCAUCGGUGCCGUUGCCCGUGUCCUCGAGACCGUCGGCCUCAGCUUGUUCCUUACUUACUGGGGAACUCGCACCAACCCUUUUGACUAA